UUUUCUACCAACGGAAAAAAAUUUCUAGGGCCGCGUCCGCGCGCCGGAGCCGGGGAGGGGCGGCUGCGCCCCCGCCCCCACACAGGGAGCCCUCCUAGGGGAGGGAGGAACCUGCGCAGAAAAUAACAUCACUGUUCCCGUUUCCUUCUGUGGGCAUCAAGCAUUUAACCACCUUGAUUUCUAGGCAUUGGUAACAUGGCAAAAGAUGCUGGACUAAUCGAAGCCAAUGGAGAGCUUAAGGUUUUUAUAGACCAAAACCUUAGUCCUGGAAAAGGGGUUGUUUCAUUGGUGGCUGUUCAUCCUUCUACAGUAAAUACACUUGGAAAACAGCUCCUGCCAAAAACAUUUGGACAGUCUAAUGUCAACAUUGCACAGCAAGUGGUUAUUGGUACACCUCAGAGACCUUCAGCGCCAAAUACUAUCCUGGUAGGAAGUCCACAUACACCCAGUUCACACUUUGUAUCACAGAACCAGACUGCAGACUCUUCGCCUUGGUCUGCUGGGAAGCGCAAUAAAAAAGGAGAGAAGAAUGGCAAGGGUUUGCGACACUUCUCUAUGAAGGUUUGUGAGAAGGUGCAGAGAAAAGGAACCACCUCAUACAAUGAGGUGGCGGAUGAGUUGGUUGCAGAGUUUAGUACCACGGAUAAUCAUAUUUCACCAAAUGAAUCACAGGCUUAUGACCAGAAGAAUAUUAGACGACGUGUCUACGAUGCCUUAAAUGUCCUUAUGGCUAUGAAUAUUAUCUCUAAGGAGAAGAAGGAAAUUAAAUGGAUUGGUCUACCUACUAACUCAGCUCAGGAAUGUCAGAAUUUAGAGGUGGAGAGACAGAGAAGACUUGAAAGAAUAAAGCAAAAACAGUCUCAGCUACAAGAACUUAUUCUACAGCAAAUUGCCUUCAAGAACCUCGUUCAACGAAAUCGUCAAACAGAACAACAGGCAAAUCGACCACCACCUUCCAAUUCUGUCAUACAUCUGCCAUUUAUCAUUGUGAACACCAGCAAGAAGACCGUGAUCGAUUGUAGUAUUUCAAAUGAUAAGUUUGAAUAUCUAUUUAAUUUUGACAAUACUUUUGAAAUUCAUGAUGACAUAGAAGUCCUAAAGAGAAUGGGAAUGGCUUGUGGGCUAGAAUCUGGAAGCUGUUCAGCAGAGGACCUAAAAAUUGCAAGGAGUUUGGUUCCUAAAGCUCUGGAACCAUAUGUGACAGUGGUUGUCCUUAUGUGUACUACACUUCAGGAUGCACGUGCACCCAGGUCUGAAGAUUUUUCUCUAGCAGGGUCUGUCUGGUCAUCGUGUGUGCCCUCACUCUCCUGCGCGUCACUCGAAAAGAAAAAGGGAGCUGCCGGACUGCCGCUGUUUUAGUUCUUUCUUUCAUUAAUGAUUGUGGAUAGGGCUUCACAGUUUGUGCCAACUUCUUCAGCUUCUCUUCGUAAAUAGUUUAAAAAAAAAAAAUUUUAGUGACAGCUCUGAUAUAUAGUUAAGGUUAAGAUCAGCUUUCUGUUUAAAGUCUAUUUAUUCUAGGGGUUAUAAAAGCCAUAGUUAAUGAGAUUGCCUUGAAAUUUGUUAUGCUUCAUAAAGGUAGGGGUACAAUCAGUGAAUGAAAUUUGAGGUCACCUGACCAGUGGGUUCCAGAGAUAUAGCAUUAAGGAAAAAAAACAGCUCGUUUAAAAAUUGACACAUUCUAAAAACUGAGAUUGAACCAGGGCUCAGAUCAUUGCACAAGUUACUCAGAUGCUCAAAGGUUACCCCAACAGAAUGCAUGGUACUCACCAUCCUUUUGGGGGAAAUCAAAUUAACAUGUUACUUGAAAAAGGUUGCUUCUCCAGUUAGACAUGCUAAGGCUCACAUGCCUAAUGGUUUAUGCUGAACAAGUACAGAGAGAGAGGCUAUCUGGAAAACUAUCUCUACAUAGAACCACAGAAAUGUAUGAGUGGAAGGGAUCUCAUUAGGUCAUCUAGUCCAAUCCCCUGCACUGAGGCAAGACUAAGAAUUAUCUAGACCAGUGAUGGGCAACCUGUGGCCCAUCAGGGUAAUCCGCUGAAAGGCGACCAGACUGUUUGUUUACAUUUGCAUGGCCGCCUGCAGCUCCCAGUGGCCGCAGUUUGCGGUUCCUGACCAAUGAGAGCUGUGGGAAGCGGCUUGGGCCGCAGGUUGCCCAUCACUGGUCUAGACCGACCCUGUCAAGUGUUUUUCUAACCUGUUCUUAAAAACCUUCAGUUAGGGAGAUUGUGGAAUCUCCAUAGGUAAUUUGUUCCAAUGUUUAACUACCCUUACCGUUAAGAAGUUUUUUGUAAUGUCUAACCUAAAUCUCCCUUGCUGCAAUUUGAGCCCAUUACCUCUGGUCCUGUGCUCAGUGUAUAAGGAGAACAAUUUAUUACCCUCAUCUUUAUAACAACCUAUUACCUACUUGAAGACUGUUAUGUCACCACUCAGUCUUCUCGUCUCCAGGAUAAACAAACCUUUUUUUUCCCCUCAAUCUUUCCUCAUAGGUCUCAUUUUCUAAACCUUUAAUCAUUUUAUUUUAUUUUAUUUUAUUUUUUUGCUCUACUCUCAGCUUCCUUCAAUUUGUCUACAUCUUUCCUGAAGUGUGGUGCCCAGAACUGGACACAAUACUCCAGUUGAGACCUUAUCAGUGCUGAGUAGAGUAAAAUAAUUGCUUCUUUUAUUUUGCUUCCAAGACUCCUGCUAAUACAACCUAAAAUGUUUACUUUUUUGGGAACAGUAUUAUAUUGCUGACUCAUUUAGUUUGUGAUCCACAAUAAAACCCAGAUCCUUUUCUGCAGUACUCCUUCACAGGCAGUCAUUUCCCAUUUUGUGUUUGUGCAGUUAAUUAUUCCUUCAUAAGUGUAGUACCUUGCAUUUGUCCUUACUGAAUUUCAUCUUAUUUAUUUCAGACCAUUUCUCCAGUUUGUCCAGAUCAUUUUGAAUUCUAAUCCUGUCCUCCAACCCCUCCCAGCUUGGUAUCAUCGCCAAACUUAUAAGUGUACUCUCUAUGGUAGUAUUCAAAUCAUUUAUAAAGAUUUUGUAUUGAACAGACCCAGGACAGAUCCCUGUGGGACAACACUGAAUAUACCUUCCAGCUUGAUUGAGAACCAUUGAUAGCUACUCUUGAGUACAAUUUCCAUCCAGCUGUGCACCCAUCUUAUGGUAGGUUUGUCUAGGCUGUAUUUCCAUAGUUUGCUUAUGAGAAGGUCAUUUGAAACUGUAUCAGAAGCCUUACUAAAGUAGAGAGAUGUCCCAUAUACUGCUUGUCCACAAGGCUUGUUACCCUGUCAAAGAAGGAUGUUAAAUUGGUUUGACAUGAUUUUUCUUGACAAAUCCAUAUUUACUAUUUCUUCUCAUCUUAUUAUCUUAUAGGUGCUUAUAAAUUGAUUGCUUGUUUUCUUCAUUAUCUUUCUGGGUACCCAAGUUAAGCUGUUUAGUCUGUAGUUCCAUGGGUUGUUCUUUUUUUCCUUUUAUAGAUAGGUAUUAUAUUUGCCCCUUUUCAGUCCUCCGGAAUCUCUCUUGUCCUCCACCAGUUCUCAAAGAUAAUCACUAGCAGCUUAGAGAUCUUUUUCCAACCAUCCCUUAAGUAUUCUAGGAUGUAUUUCAGCAGGCCCUGCUGACCUGAAGACAUCUAACUUGUCUAAGUAAUUCUUUACUUGUUCUUUCUUAUUUUAACCUCAGAUCCUACCCGAUUUACAUUGAUGUUCAUUAUGGUAGUCGUCCAAUCACUGCUAAACUUUUUGUUGAAAACUGAAACAAAAAAGACUUUUUUUUUUUUUUCUUUCAGCCAUUGCUGUGUUCUUCUGUGACUGUCUUUGCCUCUUCAUAGAGUAAUGGGCCUUGGUAUUCCUCUUCUAAUGUAUUUGUAAAAUGUUUUCUUGUUACCCUUUGUCCCUAGCAGCUAGUUUAAUCUCAUUUUGUGCUACAUGCUUAGUUGUCUUUUUUUGUAUUCAUCCUUAAUAAUUUGACCUAUUUUCCAGUUUUUUGUAUGACUCUUUUGAGUUUCAGGUUAUUGAAGAUCUCCUGGUUUAAGCCAAAAUUAUCUCUUACUAUACUUCAUCUUUCCUACAUGCUGAGAUAGUUUUGCUCUUGUUCCCUUAAUGAUGUCUCUGUAAAAAAAACAAAACAAAACAAAAAACCUGCUAAUUCUCCUGAACUGUUUUUUCCCAUUAGACUUACUUCCAACAGGAUCUUACCUACCAAUUCUGAGUUUGCUAAAAUCUGUUUUUUGAAGUCUGUUGUUUUUAUUCUGUUGUUUUCCCUUGUACCAUUUCUUAGAAUCAUGAACUCAUCAUUUCUUGAUCACUUUCAGCAAAACUACCUUCCACCUUCAAAUCUGCAAUCAGUUACUCCCUGUUGGUCAGGAUCAGAUCUAUGAUAACCUCUCCCUUGAUUGCUUUCUCCACCUUCUGUAAUAAAAAGUUAUCUCUAGUGUAUUCCAAGAACACAUCAGAUAAUCUGUGUCGUGUUGUAUUGUUUCCCCAGCAGGUGUGUGGGUAGUUGAAGUCCCCUCGUCAUCGUCAAGUCCUGUGCUUUGGAUUAUUUUGUUAGUUGUUUAAAAGGACUUAUACAUCUCUUUUUUUCUGGUUAGGUGGUCUACAGUGGACUCCUGCCAGGACAUCACUCUUGUUUUUUACCCCUUUUAUCCUUACCAGAGACUUUCAGUAGGUUUGCCUCCCACUUCUAUCUUGACCGCAGUGCAAGUGUAUACAUUUUUUAUAUACAAAACAACAACACCCUUUUUUCCCCAUGCUUGUCUUUACUGAACAAGCUGUACCCUUUUAUACCAAUUUUCCAGUUAUGUGAAUUAUCCCACCAAAUCUCUGAUGCUAAUUAUGUUGUAACUGAUUAUUCACUUAAUAUUUCUAGUUCUUCCUGCUUAUUUCCCCUCACAUCAUAGGAUUUGUGUGGCUCCAAGGGCAUGAUGAUGUUAUUGAAUCUGAACAUUGUGUCAGGCACUGAGAGUUCAAAUCCAACUCAGGACAGACAUUUGAAAUUUAAAAAGCCCCAGGCAUACUGCUCCAGUCUUUCUUUGUCAAAGGGGGGAUUUUGUUUUGGGGAAAUGAAAUCUCAGUACAGCAGAAUAUUUGAAGGCAAUGAAGCUAUUUUUUAAAAACAAAAUAAACUACAAUGAGCAAAUGCUUGCUGAGGGAGGAGAGGGUAACUAACAGUGGAAAAGUAUGUGGGAAUAGGAGGAGAAGAGGGAUUGGGGGGACAGGGGAGGAAAGUGCUAGGACAUUGAUAAUGGGGGGUGAGUGAGGUGCCUGUUAGCUCCGCAGUCCCCUCCCAGGUGGGUACCACAAUCUGGGAGCCCCCAGGCCAUCUAUAGGACUGUUAUGACUCCCGCUCCCCCUUUCCUGCCCCUUUACGUGAGCCAGGUUUUAGAAGGGGCUCACCUAUUGGGAUGUGAGUCUGAGCCCUUCUUCCUCCCGCUAUCUGAGCUGAAAUCUGAGGUUCCUGGUCCCUGGGAAUGUCUCAGUCCUGUUCCCUGCCCCACUGUGUGUGCCAGGCUCUGGGUGGGCCCUGACAUGUAUUGUGACCUCUCACCCCCCUGCUCCACGUGAGCCAGGUUCCAAGGGGGCAUGCCUUUCUAGUAGCUUCCAAGCCCCUCCCCCACAUAUGAGCCAGAAUCUGGGAAAGCCCUUCCCUUCUGGGUGGUGAGCUUACAAUAGGCAUGUUUGGAGCAGGCACCAAAAACACACUGCUGAGAUUGGUGUGAAGUGCUGAGAAUGGGUAUGCUUGACAUGUAUCAGAAACUCUCCAGCUCUGGGUAGCGGGGAAACAGAACUCCCAUGCCACAUGAAUAUGCCAGUUCACAGGUGUCAGAGUUGUAUCAGGUGUGUUCUCUUUCAUCUGAGAACAUCUUGUUAAGCUGAAUAGGCUACUUAAACAUCUCUCUGAGCCCUUUAUGCUGAUAAUGGAUGUGUAGAGACCCUCCGAUUCUCCCUUUAAUUUUAUAAUGGAAGGCAGCUCUGCUCUACCUAAAGCCUUGUCUACACUGCCACUUUACAGCACUGCAACUUUCUCGCUUGGGGUGUGAAAAGACACCCCCCUGAGUACUGCAAGUUUCAGCGCUGUAAAGUGGCAGCGUAGAUAGUGCACCAGUGCUGGGAGUCACUCCCAUCACAGGUGUGGUUUUUUUACAGCACUGGGAGAGCUCUCUCCCAGCACUGGUGCUGCAACUACAUAGCCACGUUAAAGUGCUGCCACGGCAGCGCUUUAAUGUUGCUAAUGAAGACAUACCAUAAGAUAGAGAAGUCCUUCCUGUUAAGAGUGAGUGUUUUUAGAGCACUAAAAUAUAUGUGCAAACAUGACAUGUCUUAAAUUGCUCAUGCUUCAUGGGCAUAGGUGCUGACUUCCCUUCUUUCCUGUGGGUACUUGAACCCCUCCCACCCCCAUUCCAACCUCUUCCCCAAAGUCACUGUCCCAACUCUGUCCCCUCCCUGCCUCUAUUCCAGUUCCUUCUCCAAAUCCCAACUCCGCCUCUUCCUUGCCUCCUUCCCUGACCUCACCACAUUUCUGCUCCUCCCCCUCCUGGACCAUGCUAACGCUCCCAAACAGCUGUUUGGCGGUGGCUGGGAGGUAGGCGGAGGAGCAGGACACGGCGUGCUCAGGGAUGGAGGAGGUGGGGUGGGGAUGAGGGGAGCUUGGCUGCCAGUGGGUGCAGAGCACCCACUAAUUUGUCCCCUUGGGAGCUUCAGCCCCAGAGUACCCAUGGAGUCAGUACUUAUGCUCAUGGGAGUUUAGGAGAGUAGAGUUUGAUCCAAAUGUGGGGUCAUUUGAGCAAGUGGUUCCUGAGAUACAGCCUCUCCCCCAACCCCUAGCAUUCCAUUAAGCUCACAGGUUUUAGCAACUUUGAAGUUUGAAACCCACUGUAGGCAGAGAUCUGGGCAUGAAUUGUUAAGAUUUUAUUUUGGAGAAAUGUAAUCUGAGUGUACAGAAGAGUAUUCAGAAGACUCUGAAACUAUUUAAAAAAAAAAUUAUACUUCUUUGAGGUGUGUCCCUGUGGGUGCUCCACUUUGGGUGUCUUGGCACCCUGCACUUGUAAUCUAAGAUUUGUAGUAGCAGUGUCCUGGUUGUCCACACAUGCUCAGCAGCCAUCUCCAAGUGGCUACUUGGUGUGCGCAGCCAACCAUCCCCCAGUUUCUUCUUUACUGCCUUUAGCUUAUCGGAGCAACAGCAGCUCCUCUCUAACUUCAGAUAGGAAAAACAGAAAAUAUUAAGCUAAUAGCAGUAGCCUAUCCAUUUUGUUCUUUGUAGACCCUAUGUUUUAUUUUUAUUGUUUUUACCUUUCCCUCACCCUGCUGCGCCAGCAGUGCCUGGCUUGAAAAACAACAACAAGAGAAAAAUAACGGGCUUAUCCUGUUUCACUCUCCAAAACAAGUACUCUCUCAGGCAUGCCCAGCUCUCCUGGCUUUAAAUUGUGCCUGACCUGCAGACUUUCUAUACCUAUUUCUGAUGGCCACGCACGAUAUGUCCUCUGUCUUGGUGAGACACACAUUGCUCAAAAGUGUCCACAUGGCAAGAAAUUAACUGCUUGGACAAAGAAGGCCAGGGAUCUUCAGCGGAAAGUCCUGAUUAUGGAGAAAUCCCUCAAGCCAGCUUCCGUUGAGGGAUUUCAGGAUGCCUCCUGGCCAAUGGUCACCAGUGGCAGUGUCUGACUGGGUUAUACCUCUAAAACUGCUGCUAGUGAGCCUGCUCCCAAAAAGUCUAAUAAAAAACAGUCUCACUCUUCCCCUCAACAAGAUUCGCCAAAAAGAAAGUGAUCUUCCAGUGGAAAGUCUGCCACAGUACUGAGUGUAUCAAACCACGAGGCAUCAGGAAUGUCCAGUACCAAGAUUUCCCGAUGAGCUAUGGACCCGGUGCAGGCAAGGUAUGCACCCUAAAGCAAAACCUCCCAUCUCAGCACUGAUGGAGCUGAAGCAAACCUCGUCACUGAGUAGUGCAGUGGCACCACCUGCUGCACCUGCACCACACAGCAAAUGAUCGGCACUGGCAGCUCGUGCUCUAAUUCAUAGUCAGAGCACACUGCUGACACCAGGAACUCCUCUAUUCAGUAUCAAUGGUACCUCAGCGAGGCCGGGACCAAUCAGAAUGACAACUCUCUGUGGCUCAGCACCUCCCCUCUCCAGUAAUGAGGAGGAAGAGGAUGAGGGAGGCAUAUAUACCUCUCGCCACUCCUCCCUUAAACUGGGACCCUCUCAUCACCAACCACCUGCGGAACUGUGUGGCUGGCAGACUCAACACUGACUACUGCCUCCUAUUUCUCUUCCACCAAAUUGGCCUUAUUGGUACCCAUGGGCUAUUUAUAGGGCCCAGAACCUCAGGCCUUCAACCCACCAAGAUCCAGAACAACACAGUCUCCUUUGCCAAUGGACCCAGCACUCUGAGGCACAGUAUUAAGAGGCUGAAGAGCCUCAGGAUGCACCUGAAGGUGAUACGCUGCCACCCACACAUUUUGUCUUCAUCACUGGAUGAAACAAUAACGCCCUCACUCCCCAUGGUGAGAGAUUAUUUUCCAGGAUCUCUUUAAAAGGGUAGCCAAAUCCCUGGAUAUUUCAUUAUCAGAACUACCAGAAACCCAACAUAGUCACAGACGUACCUCAGGCGUCCUCAACAGCAAAAAUAUGGCAGCAUUAAUAGGCAGCUCUAAUGGACUCUGCAAAGACAAACUGGCAGACACCCACCAGCGCAAUAGCCCCUCCCUCUUGCAGGACAAAAAAUAUUAUGUGCCAGCUAAAGGGGUUGAGUUUCUAUUUACCUACCCCACACCAAAUUCACUUGUGGUAGAGAUGGUCAAUCAAAUGGGAAAACAACAUCAGUCCAAAACCACUCCUUAGGAUAAGGAGAGGAAAAGACUGGACCUUUUCAGGCGGAAAGCCUAUUCUUCUGCUACAUUACAAUUCCACAUAGCAAACUACUCGGCCCUGCUGGCCAAAAACGCACACAACCUCUUUUCUAAAAUGUCAACCUUUAUUGAGCAUCUACCAGAUGACAAGCAAACAUUUCUGAAGGGUCUCUCGUUGCCAGGACAGCCCUCCAGUCCUCCCUCGGCUCUGUAGACAUGGCAGCACGAUCUAUCUCAAUAUCUGUAGUCAUGCCCCGGGCAUCCUGGCUCCAUUUCUCCGAGUUCCCAAGGGAGGUUCAAUCCACCGUCGAGGGACCUGCCCUUUGAGGGCCAAAAAUUGUUUGCACGAAGCAACAACGUGUCCUUAUACACUUUAAAAGACUCCUGAGCCACCUUGAAAAAUCUGGGCAUCUAUGUACCUACAAACAAAAAGAAACAAGACAGGUUUUACAACCAAAGAUUCCAGCUGCCCCAUACUUCUUGCCUCAAAGACACUACGACCAAGGUGAAAGCAGAGACAGACAAGAUGCCGGCAGAAUCAAGAUCAAUCUUCCACGUCUCACCCAUCCACCUCCAGACAAUCAUUUUGAAGGUGUGGUUGAGAGCAUGAGACCUCUUUUACUUUGGGAGCUAGAUCCUGUCUCCAAACCAUUCAGAGACCACCUGUCACCCUAUUACCCAGCCUGGAACAACAUCACUAUGGACAAAUGGGUGCUGGAAAUCAUCCAGAAGGCUUACUCCAUCUCCUUUAUUUCUAUUCCAUCUAUCCACCACACUUCCCCAUCCCUCUUAAAGGACCCCUCACCCCUUACAGCAGGAAGUAAAUCAUCUUGUUCAAUUAGGUGCCAUUGAAUCCGUACCAGCUCAACACAUAGGGAAAGGGUUUUACUCCCAUUACUUUCUUACUUAGAAUAAGAUUGGCAGAUGGAAACCUAUGCUGGACUUAUGAAAGCUCAACAAAUUCAUGAGAACAGAAUGUUUCAAAAUGGUGACUAUCUACAAUAAUUCUGGCCUUCUACCUUUAAGAUGCUUAUUUUCACAUUCCCUAGGGUGAAUCUCAGGAAUCUUCUGUGUCAGGUGAAUGGUAAUCAGCAUUUCCAAUACAGAGUGUUAACCUUUGGCCUGUUAACCGCCCCAAGGGUCUUUUCCAAAGUUCUAGCUAUUGUCGCAGUUCACCUUUGCAGACAGUGAUUUUUUCCAUACAUAGACAACUUUUCUACAAGCAACAGCAGAACAGACAGCACUGAAUGCCACUCACACCACGAUAACCUGGUUCACGCACCUUGGGUUACAAAUAAAUCAUCAGAUAUCCACAAUGGUUCUUGCCCAACAGUUAGAAUUUAUAGGAGCUCACCUGAGCUGUCUUGCAGCAAUAGCAAGGUUACCCCAACGCCAUUUCCUCACCGUAAUCCGUCUAAUCGCGACAGUGAUGGACAGUCCACAAAUAACCUCCAGAACAUGCUUACAACUCUUGGAGCACAUGGCUGAAGCAACGUUUGUUUUAAAAUAUGACCGGCUUCACAUGAGAAACCUACAAGCCUGGCUCCAAACUGUCUUAUAUACCACACAGACAUUCUCUCAACUCACUGGUCAUGACUCCCUGCAGGGCAAAGGACUCACUCACAGGGUGGGCACAACCAGAGAACAUUUGUUAAAGUGUCCCCUUUCAACAGAAAGAUCUAACCAUAACGAUCACGACAGAUGCUUCCCUUGUGGGUUGGGGGGCACACUUAUGCAACAAUACCAUCCAGGGUCGCUGGUCCCUAGCAGAGUCCAAUCUCGACAUCAAUAUACUGGAGCUUAGGACAGUCCAAAAUGCAUGUCAGCAUUUUUUCUUCCCUUGAUUCAGAACAAAGCCAUCAAGAUUGUCACAGACAAUACAGCAUGCAUGUUCUAUAUAAACUGCCAAGGGGGAGCUCAGUCAUACCCCCUCUGUUCAGAGGCAAAACAUCUCUGAAACUGGUGCAUCACCAAUAACAUAGACAUUUUUGGCAUCCUGUGUACCAAGAUGUCAGAACACAACAGCGGACCAAUUAAGCAGGGACUUCUCUCCAACAUAUGAGUGGGUGAUAGAUACUGGAACCCUAACAACCAUAUUCCAGCUAUAGGGGUUCCCCACUAUAGACCUAUUUGCAACAGUUCAAAAUACCAAAUGCCCACAGUACUGCUCCCAAGCCUGGCUGGGAGACCACUCCCUGGGAGACACUCGCCUUGUAAAGUGGGAAGCCCCACUGUUGUAUGCAUUCCCUCUGAUCCCACUACUGGGUCAGGUCAUUCACAAGAUCAAACAGGACAAAUCCAGGGUCGCUUACAUUGCACCCACAUGGCCCAGGCAAACAUGAUUCCCAUGCCUGAGACAGAUGGCAGUGGAACCACCCCGAAUUCUUCCUUUAGUACCUCACCUGCUGACAUAGGAUGCUGGACGUGUCUGCCAUCCUCACCUUGCAGUCCUUCGUCUCGGGGCCUGCUACUACGUGGCUAAUGAGGGCCGAGAAGGACUGUUCCAAGGAAGUGAAAGACAUACUAUUGAACAGCCGUAGACUGAGCACAAGAAAGACACAUACAUAAGUGGAAAUGAUUCUGCACUUGGUGUCAGGACAAACAAAUUGUUCCACAGUCAUCCCCGUUACCCAGAAUCCUUAACUGCAUAUUAACACUUAAGAAAUUGGGUGUAUCCACCAGCUCACUCAGAAUGCACCUCUCUGCCGUCAUCUCCUUCCAUGACAAAGUGGACAGAAUCACUAUCUUCACUCAUCCCUUGACCCCCUCUGUGGAAUCUCAGAUUUGUGCUUUACAGUCUCAUGGGCAAAUUGUUUGAACCCCUUGCAAUUUGUUCCUUGUUGCACUUGUCUGUGAAGAUGGCCUUCCUCAUUUCUAUCACGUCAGCAAGACGAGUGGGAGAAGUAGGUGCCCUAAUGGCACACCCACCUUAUGCUACUUUGUUUACGGACAAAGUGGUCCUAAGGCCACACUCUAAGUUCCUACCUAAAGUUGCCUCCCCAUUUCAUUGAAAUCAAUCCAUGUGCUUACCUAUAUUUUUCCUGAAGCCACAUGCUGACAACAGGGAGACCGCCUUUCACAUGCUAGACAUCUUCAGCGUGCUAGCUUUCUACCUAGAAAGAGCAAAAGCAUUCAGAAAAUCAUCCCACUUCUUCGUGUCUACAACUGAACAUUCAAAGGGUCAAACAGUCUUGAAAAGGAGACUAUCCAAAAGGAUAUCUGACUGUAUCCAUUUGUGUUACCAAAACAGCAAUCUGUCAGCUCCAUCGCGAGUCUGCACACACUCCACCAGAGUGUUAUCUGCAUUUGUGGCCUUUCUCAAUAAUGUGUCCAUCAUGGACAUUUGCAAAGCUGCUACCUGGGCAUCUGGCCACAGCUUUACUAAACACUGUGCUUUCGAUCAACAGUCAGCUACAGAUGCUCAGUUUGGUUUCAUGGUGUUAUCCACCUUAAAUAAACCAACUCUGAAGCCCCUCCCCUCCGCUGAAGGGCAUUGCUCAACAGUCACCUAACUUGGAGCACCCACACUCCUCGAAGAAGAGAAAGUUGCUCACCUUGUGCAGUAACUGAGGUUCUUCGAGAUGGUGGUCCCUGUGGGUGCUCCACUACCCCACACCCCUUUCCUCCCCUCUACUUCAGAGUUCCACGUUGAUGCUCUGGGGUAGAGAAUGAACUGAGGGACAGUUGGCUGUACGUGCCAAGUAGCCACUCAGAAUGGUACAAGACCAACCGUGGCACUGCUACUACAAAUCUCCAAUUACAAGCGCAGGGCGCCAAAACACCUAAAGUGGAGCACCCAUAAGGACAACCAUCUCAAAGAACUUCAGUUAGUGCACAAGGUGAGUAACCUUAUGUGAAUGCUCACUGGGAGGAUGAAGGCAGGGGUGAUUGGGGUGCAAGAGUAUUUGGUAAUAGGGGAUGAAGGGUUUUGGGUCUUCAGUGAAGGAUGGGAGUAUUAUGGGAAGGGGAGUAAAUGGAAAAUGUGUGCUGGGAAGGGAAGAGGGGGGUUGGGGAACUCAGGUAAGAGGGAAGGUGAUAGGGAUUAGGAAGAACUGAAGAGGUUGAAGAACGUGAGGGAUAUCUGAAGAAUUUGGCAAUUUAGGAGUAAGAAGGCCCUGUCAGCCCUAAAUUUUCCAAUUCCCAUGUGCGUGCUGGGAUCUGGUGGAGCCCUACCCCUCUGCAGGGGUCUGAGUCCCUCUCCUGCUUAUUGUGUGUUCUGGAAUCUGGGGUGACCCUGUUCUUCUUGGAGUAUCUAAACCCCUUUUUCCUAUCCUUUCAUGUGAGCUGGCAUCUGAGAUGGAGAGAAUGAAGGUAACACAAAUUUAAAUAUCUGAAAUUUAGAAAAUGAACAGUGAAGAUGCGUAUUGCCCCUGUGUGGGACGGGAGGCUGGCCAGUGUAUGGGAGGAAGGGAGCCCCAUUUGGAGGAGGGGCUGUCUGGGUGCCUUGGGUCAUGGCUGGAGAAGCCUGGCUGAAGCAGGGAGCUAGGUGCCCAACUCAGUGUGUAGCUCAGGCUACAUAACCAAGAUAGUGUGCAACCUUCCAGGAUUCUGCUGCCUGUAAUACAUGUACCUAGCAGCAUAGGACAGAAAGACUGCAGGGAUCAGCAUUUUACAUGUGAAUGGCUUCUGCAUUGCCGUCUAAUGUCUUAAUGGGAAAUGAAGGGGAGGGAGAGCUGGAAACAGUUGGCAGGAGGGAUACGUGUCGUGGGGAACAGUGGGGUAGGGGAGAGAGACAUCACUUUUCUCUCACACACUUAAGGUUACUGUAACAACCAUAUACUACAAGAGUCAAGGUUUUGUCAUGUACACCACAGAUAAGAUUUCUCUCACCAGCCCUGUUAGUAGCUACAUAUUUGCAAACAUUUCAAAGUAUGACCAUUAUCCCUACUCUGCUGGAGGGGUGGAGGAGCACUGAGGAAUCGCACAGGAGCUGAGUGGACUAGUGGAAAGACCACUGAACUGAAACUGUUCUCAGCUCUGCCACUGGUAUGCUGAGUGACCUUGGGUAAGUCACUUCACCUCUCUGUGCCUCAGUUUCCAAUCUGUAACAUGGGGAUAAUGAUGGAAAGUUUUUUAUCUAUUGAUUAAAAGCACUAUAUAAAAGCUAGGUUUUUUAUUAACUAUCCCCAGUAGCAUAUCAAAUGCAAACCUAGGUGAGAACUAC
Messenger RNA from Gopherus flavomarginatus (Mexican gopher tortoise), 13994 nucleotides. RefSeq names its product transcription factor Dp-1 (gene TFDP1). Bases 196 to 1359 code for a protein of 387 amino acids. Gene Ontology annotation, cellular component: nucleus; transcription regulator complex. The transcript has 11 exons. The record is from RefSeq and is a predicted model, not a curated record. NCBI's taxonomy places the organism in Eukaryota, Metazoa, Chordata, Testudines, Testudinidae. Gene Ontology annotation, biological process: regulation of cell cycle; regulation of transcription by RNA polymerase II. Gene Ontology annotation, molecular function: DNA-binding transcription factor activity, RNA polymerase II-specific; RNA polymerase II transcription regulatory region sequence-specific DNA binding.